UUGGGUCUGAUUUCGGUCGUCCCAUGUACGCACAUCACGGCAUCACCGUUCCCUAGUCCACCACGAGUCUUCAUCGCCAUGCCUGGCUCGUUCUUGACGUCGUCGUGCCUUCUUACUGGGCAUACUGCUCCUCUAUAUAAGCAGCUGGUUCACAUUCUUAAGCUGCAACUUACUCCAUCCUCAGACCGAGAAGAAAGAAAUAACGGCACACCGUACCAUGGCAUCUAUUUCUAAGUUUCUACUUGCACUGUUGUUCAGCUAUCACACCCUCAUUGCUCACGCAGCAGACGAUCGCCGCCACAAGGUUCUGUCCGUUGGCUCUCUGAUGAAGUCUUCCACAGCAUGCUCCGAGCCCAAAGUGACUCCACCAUCCACCGGCGUCACGGUGCCGUUGCACCACCGGUACGACCCAUGCUCGCCUGUACCCUCCAAGAAGGUGCCCACCUUGGAGGAGCGGCUCCGGCGCGACCAGCUUCGAGCCGCCUACAUCAAACGGAAGUUCUCUGGCGCCGGCGACAUCGAGCAAUCGGACGCCGCUACCGUGCCGACCACGCUGGGCACCUCCCUGAGCACGUUGGAGUACGUGAUCACCGUCGGCAUCGGCUCGCCGGCCGUGACCCAGACCAUGUCCAUGGACACCGGCAGCGACGUGUCGUGGGUGCAGUGCAAGCCGUGUUCGCAGUGCCACUCCGAGGUGGACUCGCUCUUCGACCCCAGCUCGUCGAGCACCUACUCGCCCUUCUCCUGCAGCUCCGCCCCCUGCGCGCAGCUCAGCCAGAGCCAGGAGGGGAACGGGUGCAUGAGCUCCCAGUGCCAGUACAUCGUCAACUACGGCGAUAGCUCGAGCACGACCGGGACCUACAGCUCCGACACGCUCACGCUUGGCUCCAGCGCCAUGACGGACUUCCAGUUCGGGUGCAGCCAGUCGGAGUCCGGCGGCUUCAACGACCAAACCGACGGGCUCAUGGGGCUCGGCGGCGGCGCGCAGUCUCUCGCGUCCCAGACGGCGGGGACCUUUGGCACGGCCUUCUCUUACUGCCUCCCGCCAACUUCGGGUUCGUCCGGAUUCCUCACUCUUGGAACGGGAAGUUCGGGUUUCGUGAAGACGCCGAUGCUCAGGAGCACCCAGAUCCCGACCUACUACGUCGUGCUCCUUGAGUCCAUCAAGGUGGGAAGUCAGCAGCUCAACCUACCUACCUCGGUCUUCUCCGCCGGGUCGCUCAUGGACUCCGGUACAAUCAUCACGAGGCUGCCGCCGACGGCCUACUCGGCGCUGUCGUCGGCGUUCAAGGCCGGGAUGCAGCAGUACCCGCCGGCAACGCCCAGCGGCAUCCUCGACACGUGCUUCGACUUCAGUGGCCAGUCCAGCAUCAGCAUACCGACCGUCACACUGGUGUUCUCCGGGGGCGCGGCCGUCGACCUCGCCUUCGACGGGAUCAUGCUGGAGAUCAGCAGCAGCAUCCGCUGCCUCGCCUUCACGCCCAACGGGGACGACAGCUCCCUCGGCAUCAUCGGCAACGUGCAACAGCGGACGUUCGAGGUGCUGUACGACGUCGGCGGUGGCGCUGUCGGGUUCAAGGCUGGGGCUUGCUGAUCGGCAGGCGCCAGCCGCCAACAAGGACACACUGACGUCAUGGGGUUCACGAGUUUUUGUUGGCUGCGAGGUAGGAGUAAACAGACACGAAAGGGAGGCCAUUACCUAUAGUACUUCAAUUUUGAUUGUUUUUGUGCUUGCAAACCAUGCAAGUGUGCAAUAUAAUUGUAAUUUUAUCCUCAAAUUUAUGAAUACACAAUAAUAAUAUAAUAAGUUGCUUUCACAAUGUUUUUUCA
Zea mays is the source of this 1830-nucleotide messenger RNA. Its product is annotated as aspartyl protease family protein. The coding region runs from base 218 to 1594 and encodes 458 amino acids. Lineage: Eukaryota; Viridiplantae; Streptophyta; Magnoliopsida; Poales; Poaceae. Gene Ontology annotation, molecular function: aspartic-type endopeptidase activity. Gene Ontology annotation, biological process: proteolysis. The transcript is spliced from 2 exons. The record is from RefSeq and is a predicted model, not a curated record.